AGCAAACCUUAAAACAAAACCCUUUAACACUAUUUCCUUUUUAAUGCGAGUGUAAAAAAAAAAAGAAAAAAAAAGUGUGUUAAGGCUUUAACAUUCUAACAAAACCCUGAUUCUGUGUAGUUUGUUCGUCAGUUCAUUUUCAUCGAGAGUUAUAGGUUGACGGCAGCUGAGAUAAAGAAAUGUUGGACAUUAACCUAUUCAGAGAGGAAAAGGGUCACAACCCUGAACUCAUCCGCGAAUCCCAACGCCGUCGUUUUGCCAGCGUCGAAUUAGUCGAUGAAGUCAUCAAUUUCGACAAAGAAUGGCGAAAGCGUCAAUUCGAAUUGGAGACUCUCCGCAAAGAAUUCAACAAGAUCAAUAAGGAAGUCUCCAAACUCAAGCGUGCUGGUGAAGAUGCAACCAAGUUUAUUGCUGAAUCUGAAGAGACUAAAAAAUCUAUAGCGGAUAAAGAGGUCGAGGUUCGGGAAACUCUAAACCUCUUGAAUUCCAAAUUGGAAACCAUUGGAAACCUCGUCCACGAUUCCGUUCCAAUCAGCAAUGAUGAGGCCAACAAUGUUGUGGUUAGAACAUGGGGUGACAAAAGAGUAGAACCUAAACUCAAGAAUCAUGUGGAUCUUGUUGACCUUCUUGGGAUAGCAGAUUUGAAGAGAGGAGCUGAUGUAGCUGGAGGUAGAGGUUUCUAUCUCAAAGGAGAUGGUGUUCGUCUUAAUCAAGCUCUAAUCAACUUUGGGCUUGAGUUUUUGGAGAAAAGGGAAUAUACUUUAUUACAAACUCCUUUCUUCAUGAGAAAAGAUAUAAUGUCCAAGUGUGCUCAAUUAGCCCAAUUUGACGAAGAACUUUACAAGGUAACUGGCGAAGGAGAUGACAAAUAUCUGAUUGCAACAGCAGAGCAGCCACUUUGUGCAUAUCAUUUAGAUGAUUGGAUCCACCCCACACAGCUACCCAUAAGAUAUGCUGGAUAUUCAUCUUGCUUUCGUAAAGAAGCUGGAUCUCAUGGUCGAGAUACACUAGGAAUAUUCCGAGUUCACCAAUUUGAGAAAGUGGAGCAGUUUUGCAUUACUACCCCAAAUGACAAUGAUUCAUGGGACAUGCACGAGGAAAUGCUUAAGAACUCUGAGGAUUUCUACAAGGCGUUGAACAUUCCAUAUCAAAUUGUUUCCAUUGUAUCUGGUGCUUUAAAUGAUGCUGCAGCAAAGAAGUAUGAUCUAGAAGCAUGGUUUCCAGCUUCUCAAACUUACAGGGAGUUGGUGUCCUGUUCAAAUUGUACAGACUACCAGUCCAGAAAAUUAGAAAUUCGAUAUGGACAGAAGAAGAGCAAUGAGCAGCUGAAGCAAUAUGUUCAUUUGUUGAACUCUACUCUCACGGCUACUGAGAGGACCAUUUGCUGCAUACUAGAGAACAACCAGAAGGAGGAUGGGGUGGAGAUACCAGAAGUUCUCAGGCCAUUCAUGGGUGGAAAGUCUUUCCUGCCUUUCAAGAACCAACCUAAUAAUGAAGCCAAAGGGAAGAAAUCAAAGGCUUAAUUGCAUUAUUUUUAGUCUGAAUGAUAUUUAUGAAGAGCUAGUUCAGAAUUGUAGGUUAUGACCACUGUUAAUUAUCUUCAGGAACAUGCACAAUACUUGGCAUAUUCUGUAACUCAUCAAAUUAUAGACCUUGUGCUUUAUUUACUCUCUUGUGCUUUUAUUUAUUUUGAAAUAUUAAGACUCCGGAUUGGAUGUCCAGUUUUUCUUUGAAAGAUGUUAUUUUUGUUGCCUUCUCACUAAAGUUCGGUUACAUUGGAUGGAGGUUUUGUUUGGUUCAAUAAACAUAUUUUCUCCCUCAA
Molecule: messenger RNA, 1822 nt
Organism: Cicer arietinum (chickpea)
Lineage: Eukaryota; Viridiplantae; Streptophyta; Magnoliopsida; Fabales; Fabaceae
Product: serine--tRNA ligase
Biological process (GO): seryl-tRNA aminoacylation
Molecular function (GO): ATP binding; serine-tRNA ligase activity
Source: RefSeq, a predicted model, not a curated record